GAUAGAAGAUAAAAGAAACUGGAGAACAAUGUAUACGGUGAUUUUAAAUCAAUAACAAUUGAGUUUUCAGCCGAAAUAUCAACCUUUAGGGGGUAAAUAUUUGUAAAUGCAUGUAGCAAAUUAAUAGUUAUUAUUCUAGCGUUCUAACAGUGCUACAAGAUAAUGUAUAUUGAUCAACAUUUGUUAGCCACACCGAACUUUUUAAGUUUAAAUGGAACUCGUUUGACGAGACCUUAUCGGAUCGACAGCAAUAUUGAAUUAAUGUCCCCUGUAUACACGUCUUAAAUAACCAGCUUGGAAAAAAAUUCAACUUGAUUGGACUUGCUUAAUGGUUAUAGGUGAAUUCGUGUUCUUGACUUCAUUUAAAUCUACAUGGAAUCGAAUAUUUGUUUUUGUCACGGAUACUGAAAUGAAGAUCUUGGGACUUGAAAUGUCUGAUUCUUUUGAUACCUGAGGAAAUAGAUUGUGUUAUUGUAAGAAUACGGGAUUAUUAAUAGAGUGAAAGAAGAUAUUGUUGACCAUGUUGUGUUUUCCGUAGUCAUGACCGGAGGUGAGAAAAUGCAGGAUUCCGGAACACAAUCGGAAAAUCUACAGAUUCCUCUGGAGUCGGUACCGGAGGAGCCAGAUGAGGAUUCUGGUCAGAACCUAACCACGCUACAGCGGGAGGUCUCCACCCCCAAUGUACGGAUCCCCUCGCAAUCCGCCCGCGCCACGCUCGUCAGGACUCCCGCCACGAGAGAGAAAACGACGUCGCCCUUAGUGUUCCAUGAAGAAGACGAGGAGAAAAAAGAUGAAGAGAAGAAUAUUUUAAUCACAGAAAUAAAACCCACAGAGUACCAGGAGGUACAGUUUGAGGUGGAUGUGGAGCAGGGAGAGGAUUCUUUCUCUGAGGAAGAGAGCGUGGAACUCAAAGACCUAGUGGUGGAACCGAUAGAGGCGGAACCCAAGGAGGAGGACUAUGACACCGACCUCGAAAUCGAGGAGGAAGCAUUUGUACAUGAUACAAGCGGUCGAUCUCACUACACAAAAAUAUGUAACCAGCUUGGACUGGUUCCUAUAAACUACUUCAUGCGUCACAUCCAAGAUACAGAGCUAGCAAUGAGGUACCACGGACUUGGACCCAGUGCAGCAAGGGCUAUUGCACUAGUGUUAAAGGACACAAUCACACUUGAAAAACUUGAUUUGCGGGGAAACUGGAUUGAAGGGGAGGGUGGUGAAGCGGUAGCGCGUAUGUUGGAGGAAAAUGAUUACGUCACAGAUGUGUGCCUUGCAGACAACAGACUUGGACUUAUGGGUGCUCAAAGUUUAUGUAGAAUGCUCAAUACAAAUGCAGGUCUUCGCAGACUGGAUAUAUCAGACAAUGGGUUUGGGACGGUAGAGGCGGCUGUGAUUGCCCAGGCUUUAGAGACAAACAAGUAUCUUAAAGUGCUGAACCUGAGUCACAAUCGCUUCGAUGAACAGGCUGGAGAGAUUCUGGGUCCUGCCAUAGGUGCCAACGAUAUCUUAGAUGUUCUGGAUUUGAGCUGGAACUGUCUGCGACAAAAAGGUGCAAUCUCUGUUGCAAAGGGAAUCAAGGAAAACGUACGGUUAAAGAAAUGCAGUCUGGCAUGGAACGGGUUUGGACCAGAAGGGGGCGCUGCGAUCGCCGAUGCUCUGAUGACCAACAAUUCUCUCCAAGAAAUCGACAUCAGCGGCAACCGGCUCAGCGCGGACGUAGCCAUAAAGGUGGCUAAAGCCAUAAUGAGUAACGACAAUAUCAGAAUACUCAAGAUGGGUAACAACCUUCUAACAACAGCAGGUGCAAUAGCAUUAGCAAAGGCUAUUAAUGAAAGCGAGAGCAGUGAAAUGGAGGAACUUGAUCUAACGGAUGUUCCCGUUGAAUUUGAGUUCUUACGCAUCAUUGAAGACAUCAAAGCCAAAAGGCCAAACUUCAAAGUAGUCCACGGUCCCAUACUGAGAGUGGGAAACACUACAGAAGACCUGGGUAAACCAGCCAUUGAUCCCAACCCGCGGCGGAAGAAGGACCCCAUUAUGGUUCUGGACCAGCACAUUGUCGUCAAUGACUUCCGGUUGCUGGAUAUCUUAAAGAGAUAUGACCCUGACAACUCCAUGACCCUUGAACCCCAGCAAUUCCUUGCGGCCUGCGAGGAACUAGCCAUUCCGUAUGAUAGAGCUAAAGUAGAGGAAGCUGUUAAACGUUUAGUCGACCAGAAACCCGGAAAUGACCAAGGCAGAAUCUACUUUGGAAACUUUUUUGACCAAGACAAGCUUCAGGAGCACAUUAAAAAGUACCAAGAAAAGACCGAUAACGAAACUUGAAAGUGGUUCUUUUUCAGGACUGACUUAUCAUAGAAUGACACUCACCAAUAUUUAACUAUGCGACACAGAACUUUAUUCUGUGAACAUGUUCAUUCUCCUGCUGUGCUAUUCACAUUGUGCCAACCCGACUCCAAUUCUGUGCCUAAAAUUGGGAUAAAAAGGGAAGAAACUGCAGUGCCUUUGUGUUGAUAACAAACUCGAAUGGUGAAACAAAAUGGAUUAAUACCAAGUAUUCUCAAGCACUUAACUGGUCCUAGACUUAAUUAGAAGAUAGAUAUUUACUCAUUCUACACACACACACACACAUAUAUAUAUAUAAAAAUUAUUUAUAUUUGUAGUCUACUGUACUGUUUUUAUUUGUAUGAUCAAUUCUUUUUUAAUAAAAAAAAAUAUGACAGGGUA
Molecule: messenger RNA, 2721 nt
Organism: Magallana angulata
Lineage: Eukaryota; Metazoa; Mollusca; Bivalvia; Ostreida; Ostreidae
Product: leucine-rich repeat-containing protein 74B-like
Exons: 13
Coding region: 541-2319 (592 amino acids)
Molecular function (GO): calcium ion binding; protein binding
Source: RefSeq, a predicted model, not a curated record